This is a messenger RNA of Psammomys obesus (fat sand rat), 1336 nucleotides long. RefSeq names its product RAD52 motif containing 1 (gene Rdm1). Gene Ontology annotation, molecular function: RNA binding. The coding region runs from base 199 to 1071 and encodes 290 amino acids. The record is from RefSeq and is a predicted model, not a curated record. Gene Ontology annotation, cellular component: nucleolus. NCBI's taxonomy places the organism in Eukaryota, Metazoa, Chordata, Mammalia, Rodentia, Muridae. The transcript has 6 exons.
AUAGCCCGCCUCCUUUUCUCCUUCGUCCCUCUGGCGCGGUAAAGCCACUGGUGUCCAGGACAGCCAAGGCUACACGUAGAGAAACUCCUUCUCGUGGAGCUCGGGCUCCUCCCCCUCCCCCCUCCGGCCCCGCCCUCUGCGUGCAGACGAUUUGAAGUGCGCGGUAGUUCCUCGCGCAGGCGCACGUGCGGCCUUGCCAUGGCGGAGGUGAUCUCCUUUGUAGUCCCCACCCAGAGUGACAAAGUUUUGUUGGUGUGGGAGCUGAGCGCCGGUCCCCCAGCCGAGGCCUUAAGUCGUUCCCUGUUGACAGUGUUCUCCCAGUUCGGCCUUCUGUAUUCGGUGCGGGUCUUCCCGAACGCCGCGGUGGCCGGCCCCGGUUUCUACGCGGUCCUGAAGUUCUACUCGUCGCGGGACGCACGGAGAGCCCAGCAGGCGUGCGACGGAAAGCCUCUUUUCCAGGCAUCGCCCGUGAAGGUUCGCCUCGGCACCAGGCGUACGGCGCUGCGACAUCAGACCUUUGCUCUCAACAGCUCACGGUGCCAGGAGCUGGCAAAUUACUACUUUGGCUUCAAUGGGUGGUCAAAGAGGAUCAUCAAGCUGCAGGAGCUGCCCGGGCCUGACCGUGAGGCCCUCUCGGGGCCCUCGCAGAAGCGGAGCCUCCAGUUCUUUUGCGCCGCGGAGGUGGUGCUGCCGUCCUACGGGUGCAGGAGCCGGGGAGUCGGCAUCUCGGAGGAGCCUCUGCACCAGCUGGAGGAAGGGCAGUCAUCAUUUCUUAUGAAGAGGAAGACAGCUCAGAAGCUUGCCAUCCAGGGGGCCCUGUCAGACGCCUUCCAGAAGCUGUCUAUCGUGGUUCUAGAAAGUGGCAAGAUCGCAGUGGACUGCAGGCCCAGUGAAGAGUCCAUAGAUCCCGGAAGGGAGGAGGAACUGCAGAAUUUAGUCCAGGUGGGUGGUGACCGAAGCCCGAUGUUUCCAAAGCUGGAGCAGCCGAGACUGAGGAAGCCAGCGAGAUCUGGAAGACUGCGCUGUACAGCCCCUGUGUGUGUGUGUGUGUGUGUGUGUGUAUGUGUAUGAGUGUGUGUGGGCAUGUGCGCGCACACCAUGGUAAGCUUCUGGAUGUCAGCGGUUUUUUUGUGAAGUCCGUUUUCCCUUUUGGCCUUGUUGUAAAUAAAAAUGGUAUUGGGCUAAAUAAUUAUUAUUAUUAGCCCUAUAAUUAUCACAGUGGUAUUAUUUAACCCACUAUCACAAUAAGACACAGACACCUGUUAGAUUUUUUAAUUGCCUUAUUUACCUUGGGCUGGGCAAAUAUUUCCACCUGCACUAUCUCGAUAAUCUCUCC